UAUCCCCACUGCAAGACUCCUCUGUAUUGUGUGCUUUAGCUGUUAGCUUCACUUGAAGACAAGUAGGGUGUUAACAGAGUCCAAGAGGAAGCCCUCAUUUUCCCAGCAGUGUUUGCCUCCCAGAAGAUGUCAACAUGGAGCCCAAGCCACCUUUUUUCCCAGGGCAAAAGUGUGGAUGCCACCCAUGAAUCCAAAAGGCUCCCUGACUAUUAAAACCAAAUGUAAAUGCCUGAGAAAUAGUUCUCCCCGUUCUUCCCUGCUGUCCUUGUGUGUUGCUGUGAAGCUGGGAGGUGUAACACGCCUGGAAUGCUGUUUGGGUGAGCAGAUGUUUGGCUGUGAGAGCAGCCAGAGAUUGCUCUAAGCUCUUUUCUAUCGACAGAGCAUUUCAGAUGUGACUGCAGCCAGGAGAAGCAGCAUGGCGAUAGGUGAAGACCCCAAUAAGAGCUAGCUUGGAGGUAAACCACAGGAACGUGUUUUUCUCCUUGGAACAAACAUCUCCAACCAGCAGCCUCCUCCAUAAGGGGCUUUUUAACACUAUUUCCCCUGCUUUUCAAAUAUGCCAUUGAAUGAAGCCCUUCUGGCUGCUGGACUGAAUAAACAGUGACCCCAUGCCCCAAACAGGAGUGGCUUCCCUCCUAGGUCUGCUGAAGAUGACGAUUUCAGGGGCUUGAUCUGCAGCACCAUGCUGGAUCCCAAGCCUCACUCUGCAAGCUGGAGGUGAAUCCAGGUGAAAGCCAGCAAUUACACCAAGUGUCAGGAUGACCAAAGCACGGCUCCUCCGUCUCUCUGUGGUGCUGGUCUCCAUCUUCAUGAUCCUCCUGAUCAUUGUGUACUGGGACAACGUGGGAACAGCUCACUUCUACCUGCAUACAUCCUUCUCCAGGCCUCAUUCCCCUGGUAUCACGGCAGGCGAAGACUGGGAAGCCUUGCCAGAUGUGGAUGAAUUUUUGGCAAAGCUGCUUAGUUCGAGCCUGAAACAGAAUAGCUCUACCCCAAGAAAGACAGAGCAGCUACUUGUCCAGGGCUCCAGCAAGCCUGUGGCAAGUAAUUUGGAGGAGAACGUGCGGGGCUAUGACUGGUCUACACACAAUGAUAGGAACAGCUUGGACCAAGAACAAGUGCAGAUAGAGAGGCAGAGAACGUUGAAGGAGUUUUGUGCCAAUUCCAGCUUCACCUUCCCCACCAAGGAGCGCUCCUUUGAUGACAUCCCAAACUAUGAGCUCAACCACCUGAUCGUGGAUGACCGCCAUGGCAUUAUCUACUGUUAUGUCCCCAAGGUGGCCUGCACCAACUGGAAGCGGGUGAUGAUUGUGCUAAGUGAGAGCCUGCUAGACCAGGGUAUCCCAUACCGGAACCCUUUGGAUAUCCCCCGGGAACAUGUCCACAACACCAGCACCCACUUGACGUUCAACAAAUUCUGGCGGCGCUAUGGGAAGUUCUCCCGGCACCUCAUGAAGAUCAAGCUAAAGAAGUACACCAAGUUCCUCUUUGUACGGGACCCUUUCGUCCGCCUCAUCUCUGCCUUUCGCAGCAAAUUUGAGCUGGAGAAUGAGGAAUUCUACCGGCGUUUUGCCAUCCCCAUGCUCAAGCUGUACUCCAACCAUACUAACCUUCCCGCCUCCGUUAGCGAGGCCUUUGGGGCAGGCCUCAAAGUCUCCUUUUCUGACUUCAUCCAGUACUUACUGGAUCCCAGGACAGAGAAGAUGGCCCCUUUCAAUGAGCAUUGGAGGCAGGUUUACCGUCUGUGCCAUCCGUGCCAGAUAGACUAUGAUUUCAUCGGCAAGCUGGAGACGCUGGAUGAGGAUGCUGCUUAUCUAUUGCAGCUCCUCAAGGUGGACAGGCUGCUUCGCUUCCCCCCCAGCUACCGGAACAGGACUGCCAGCAGCUGGGAAGAUAACUGGUUUGCCAAAAUCCCCCUGGCUUGGAGGCAGCAGCUCUACAAGCUUUAUGAAGCAGAUUUUGUACUCUUUGGCUACCCCAAACCAGAAAACUUGCUUAAAGACUGAAAGUGAUUGGAUGGGGGCGGGUAUGGGAGGGAACAUCUGAAAUACCAAAAAUGUUUAAAGCCUCCUCAUUUUUGCUCUUAACUCCCUUCCCCAUACAGGUUGGUACAAUGGAAUCUAUUUUUUCUACUGCUUCCCCUUCCAUUUUUGCAAUAAUGCCAGAGUCCAGGGUAUUCCAGCCAGCUGUGCACAUGCAAAAAAACAAACAAAUGCCAUUUUGGUUUGGGUUCGAAUUUGGUUUGUGAUUUUUAAAUGCCCCCAUGUUUUGCAAUGGGUUGCUGCCCUCGGUCACUCUGCCAGCUGUGUCCUUCGAGUAGCUUUUUAUUAAUACUUUUUAAAAAUUAAUAUAUUUAAGAUAUUUAAUACAAAGUGUGUGUCGUGGCAAAGGAAGGGAAGGAAUAAAGGAAAAAAAACAGUAAAAGAAAAACCCAAGAAAUGA
Molecule: messenger RNA, 2442 nt
Organism: Pezoporus occidentalis (night parrot)
Lineage: Eukaryota; Metazoa; Chordata; Aves; Psittaciformes; Psittacidae
Gene: CHST12
Product: carbohydrate sulfotransferase 12
Exons: 2
Coding region: 759-2006 (415 amino acids)
Biological process (GO): proteoglycan biosynthetic process; carbohydrate biosynthetic process
Cellular component (GO): membrane
Molecular function (GO): sulfotransferase activity
Source: RefSeq, a predicted model, not a curated record